AACCGUCCAGCUUGCAGUCGAGUUGGUCGUCCGUUUGAAACGAUGCCCCUGGCGAACAUAGCCGAUCGCAUACGAAGAUUCCCAUCUCAUAAAAUUUAUUCAAGCGAGGAUUCUGAGAAAAAGUUUUCUAGCAAUUUUUUCGUACCUGAAAAGGUCCUUGAUCAACACAAAGUGGGUAAGAAGACGAAGAUUAGCAAUUGCUUUUUCGUUUAAAAACAAUUUUGCAUGCGUUUUGGUGACACUUGACGGCAGAAAAUUGAUUUUUAUCUGCGGUUUGUCGCCAUUAAAGUGUGUAGGAACCAUAAAGAAUAGGACGUGAUUUAUUGAAAAUUUGCUAGGACACGAGACAAAGUCUAGGUGCCCAGCGAUUCCAGACAGGCUGGGCAUUGUUUCAAAUAAGUCUUUUCCUGGCCAUGAAGUAGAAUUUUCUAUAUAAAUUGGCUUAGAAUUGUCGCGGACCAAGUGUCAUUCGUUCGAUGACAGCUGAGAUAGCCCAGCGACCGAGCAGAAUAAAUAGCCGUAGAAUAACUAGAAACUAAAAGUGUUCUGUUGGACGGUUUUACGUUGAUAAUCUCGCAGGGAAAUCGUUUAAUUCCUCGCGCGUGGAAGGAGGGCUGUGCCGUGACUUUUAGAAAGAUUUCGCAGUGGUUUUAAUAUGGAUGUUGAUUUACCAAAUGUGCUGAAAAGAUGUUUAAGUGCUCCGAUCAUUAAUAACUUGCCCGCAAACUCCACCUUGCCUACGUCGAAACAGAAUCCCAGCGGCGACGAGAUGACUUCAACCACAGCUUCCGCAUCGACCAGCAGUGCUUCCUCCUCGAGGGAAGCAUCGCCAGCUCCGAUUUUGAAUAUAUUCGCUCCCCGGGCACGGCGCUACUCUGCCAGCUAUGCCUCAUUGAGCGGCGGUGGGAAUGGACCACGAUUGACUCCUCGAGUAUCUCAACUGCGGCAGGAAGAAUGUGCAGACGCUAAUACCCGGGAGGUCAACCACGAACGUGAAGUUCACAGCGCCAUGCAGAUGUCUCAGAGUUGGGAAGAUCUAACCCUCGUGGCGGAGAAUUGGUCCUGCAAAUCCGAAGAUUUGACCAAUCCUUUGCAAGUUUCGUUGCCAACUGGGCCGCCAAGCUGUUCGAGUCCUAGCCCAACCAGUCGCGCUGGCAUGCGUUUACCGUACGGACUAUCCCCAUCCCCCACGAGGAAAAUAUUUACUAGACGGUCUAUGUCGCCGAUAGCCAUGCGCCCAAGCCAGCUGGGACCUGUGAAAAGGAAAUUUGAGUUGGACGAUUGCAACUGGACAAGCACUUGUUCACCGCCUCCGUUCAAGAAAAUUUUUACUGAGAGUCGAGGCCCUUCCCCAAUUUGUCAAUCGCCAUCAUCAAUAUGCCCAAGCCCCGAUUCCGGAACAUAUGAAGGGCGUCUUACACCCAAACUAUUUGUGUCCAAGCUUUACUCAAAUGGUACAAACUCGUCAUCAUCAAUAUGUUCAUCGCCAAUGAUACCAUCUCCCGGUGUCGAUUCAGCCAUCGAUCUUGCAUCAAACAACAGCGGCAGUCCAGCCGCUAUGAUAUCGUCGUCUGCAAGUAGCGAGCCCAUGAGUGUGGUGUCAUGUUGUGAUAAUGAAACUGAAAGCGAAAUGACUGAUACAGAGUCUGAAACCCGCGCGAAAAUUGGAAUGGAUAGUGAUAGUGAGACAACAACAGAUUCAUUGCGAGAAAAGAAACUCAUCAUGGAUGAUGUAAAGAUGUUUGAAGAAAGUUCUAAGAAUGACGAAAACUUCAAGAUAGUGGGGAAUUUGAGUUCGGAACAAUUGUUGGCCCCAACCAUUGUAACCCCCGAGAAGUUAAUAAAAUCAAUAAUGCCUGCAUCAUUAAACUCGACUGAUUCUCUCUCUAGCUUUAGUGAUACUAAUUUUAGGAUAAACCGUAAUGAUAAUGAUUCUGGUGAUAAUAGCAUAAGUAGAAAUGUGGAGAGCAGUGAAAGCAGUAGCAAUUACGAAAGUGAAUUAGUGUCAGCCGUAGAUGCUAGCACAUGAGUCAUCAACUGUGGCAGUCUAUUCGCAUAAAGAUAAAUAUUGAUAAACAUUAACAAUAUCAAACAUUAUUUAAAUUUAAUUUAUAAAACACACGUAGUCCUCUGUAGAUUAGUAUGAAAGAAGAGUAUAUAUUGGGUGUACUAAUAAGCCAAGUGACUCACGAUAGGAUUUUGAACAUUUGCAAAGAAAAUAUCCGGUUAAGCCUGCACCGAAGGCCCCAAUUAUUUCGAACCUUCCUGGAAUACAUUCUAAUAAAAAAUGGGGCGAACAAACCCGUUUCAUUAUACGAUGGGACAUAAUGAAGCAAGGGAUGUUUCCCCUUCAUGAUUACGAUUACAUUUAUCAAUAAAUAAUUAAAUGUUCAAAACUCGGAUAGCAAAAAUGAUAGUAUAAACAUAGAUGAGGCUAUAGAAAAUACACAUACCCUUACAGCUCGUGGAGAGAACGAAAUACAAAUCCCUACCAAUAUAUAUUUACAUUUAAGAGAAUGAUAGUUUUCUAGCGUUUAUUAUUAAAGAUACAAAUAUUCAUCCUAACAAACAUAUUCGCAAAAAGCUGAACCUGGUAGCCAAUAUAUAUUAUUAUAGACUCAUAAUUUGUAAAUAAACCAAGAUAACACAAAGAUAAUUUCAUUCAUACGCUUCAUUUUUAUUCUUCAUCGUUGAGAAGUGUCACAUCUCCAAUUUAAAUUCUAAUGUUUAUGUUUCGUGUUUAAUAGUUUUCGAUUCUAAAUGCCUAACAUGUUUGUUUCUUGUAGAACAAUUUAGAGUAAAUUAUUUGAAAUUGAUUCAAAUGGACGUGUUGAGUCAUUUUGUUGGCAACGUUUCGAGUUAAUUGAGGAGAACUUCAAUAUUGUUGCAAUGAACCUGUUUUGUUUCGCUAGGUCGAACCGUACUUAUGAAAUUGCAAACCGAAAACAUACAUAAUCAAUUUUUGUCUUUAGUAAUAGUCAUGGAGAAAGAUAAAUAAUAAAAUUAAAAUUAGGAGGAAAUGUGUAGAUUGCGUUAAUUUACAAGUUUAUGUAAAGUGGACGCAAGAUAUAUAUUUUAUGGAGUUUGUAAAGUUUGAGUUAUGAAGAACGAUAAUAAAAAAUUGUAGAAACUUA
This is a messenger RNA of Hermetia illucens (black soldier fly), 3134 nucleotides long. Its product is annotated as protein FAM122A. The coding region runs from base 656 to 2029 and encodes 457 amino acids. NCBI's taxonomy places the organism in Eukaryota, Metazoa, Arthropoda, Insecta, Diptera, Stratiomyidae. The record is from RefSeq and is a predicted model, not a curated record. Gene Ontology annotation, molecular function: protein serine/threonine phosphatase inhibitor activity. The transcript is spliced from 4 exons.